GCGGGCCGCAGCCUCGGCCGGCCCGCCUGGCCCGGGAGUGCCCGACCACCGCCCUGCGGCGUCAGACCCGGGGGGCGAUGCCCGCUACAGAGCGAAGGGGAAGGCAGACCACCGGGCACGCAGCGUCGACAGAACAGCCAGCUUCUCGCGCCUGGCCGGAGGACUACCAAGACAAAGCCACCCCAACUCCCAGUCCGCCGUGGGGGGCCGUGCCCACUGCCCACCGAGAGCCCUGCUCAGGACGCACAUCGGAGGAAAGCAAAUCCUUCCAAUGCACAAUUCUCUUUUUUGUCUUUGCAUUUAACCAGGUUGUAUACCAAGCACUUGGAAACUGUAAAGCUGGGUUAGGCCGCACAGUCAGCCCUUGUAUCCAGGGAGAUUGUCCAAGAACCCUUAAGGAUUCCGGAGUCGGGCGGCUCCUGUGGAAAGUGCCGCAGGAUUUCGUACAGCCGGCACGCAUCCUCCUGUGUACUUGAAAUUACUCUAGAUUAGUUAUAACGCCCAGUACAAUGCAAAUACAGUGUAAAUCGCUGUUAUAUGUAUUAUUUGGGGAAUAAUGACAAGGAAAACGUCGAUGCAUAUUGAAUACGAGUGCACCCAGCUGACAUUUUUCUACCUACAAUUGGUUGAAGUAAGGAUAUAGAAUCCAAGGGUCCAGGAGGCCUGUUGUAUUCCUGUCCUCCAGGAGUUCCCGGUCGAGUGACGGAACUAAACAAACGAACAUAAAAAUGCAUACAGUGAAAGGUGACAAGAGAUCAAGAAGAGACUGACCCCUCAGCGGUGUAGGCCUGUGAUGAAGACUACUUUGCUCUCUCCCUGCCUCCUUUCCCUCCCUCACCCUCUCCCUCUUCCUCUCCCUCUUCCCUUCCUUCUUCCCUCUUGCCUUCCUCCUCCUCUGCUUUGGCACCAGUUCAUGGUCUCCUGCGUCUCGCUAAAAGCUGUCUGCUUGGUUUACUGCAACGCCAGCAGCCCAGAGUCUUCCCAGUGUAGGGUCAGGCCCACAGGGCAGGUUUGUCCAGGAAAACAAUUUCAGUUGCGUAGUGCUGAGAACAGUGUCCUCGGCUGAAUUGCUGCCAAUUAUUUGGUACCCGGUACAAAGCAUGACUUACCACCACUUGAAGAAAAACGGCUGCAGACUUUAAGCAAUAUGCGUAUAUGUUUAGCAUAGCAGAUUGUGCCAGCCCACAUAAAUCUGUUUAGAGAUCAUGCUCACAGAGCAACUUGUUUUUAUUAAAAUAAACUCAUUUAUAAAAAUUGUAAA
Molecule: messenger RNA, 1261 nt
Organism: Chinchilla lanigera (long-tailed chinchilla)
Lineage: Eukaryota; Metazoa; Chordata; Mammalia; Rodentia; Chinchillidae
Product: basic proline-rich protein-like
Source: RefSeq, a predicted model, not a curated record